UACUACAAGGAGAGCUUUUUUGCUCCUCACUGCAACAUCUUCUCUCCGUCUUUUCCUCGUUCUUUUGAUGCUUCUGCUGCUUCUGAUUUCUUCGAGCUUGAAAAUUCGGGCAGAGUGAAAGCACUCGAUCUUCGCAAGGGAGAGGGAGAGGUUCCUGUCAUUGGUGACCAGGUUGCAAUUCAUUACUAUGGAAGGCUGGCAGCAAAACAAGGGUGGCGCUUUGAUUCAACAUACGAUCACAAAGACGAAAUGGGCGACACAGUUCCUUUCAUAUUUGUUGUUGGAUCGGGCAAAGUUAUCUCAGGCAUUGAAGCGGCUGUAAAGUCAAUGAAAGUUGGAGGCAUUCGUCGGGUCAUUAUCCCACCAUCCCAAGGAUAUCAAAACACAUCACAAGAACCUAUACCACCCAAUUUCUUCGACAGGCAGAGGCUGUUUACCACUAUUUUCAAUCCAACCCGUCUCACCAAUGGAGAAGGCUCUACAUUAGGCACUCUUAUAUUUGACAUUGAAUUGGUUAGUGUAAGGCAUCCAAAUAUUUUGCCUUAAGCACUUUGCAUUUGAAAGCGAAUCGGUAGGCAUUAUUCUUCUGUAAAUUUGGUCUCCCAGUUUCCAAAAUCAAAAUGUUGUUGUUGAAAGAUGAAAGUGCAAUUAUUAGGUCACAAUGUAGUGUUCCUCAUUGCACCACAAAGAAAUGGUGUUUCUUCUUUCAAUUAUUUUGGGGUUGAGUAGGUCAUGAAGAACAGAUCGCUGGUGGACGUUUAUGUUGGGAUGGCAAGGUUUGGCCUUUCUUGACUAAUGGAUAUUCUGGAAGAUGUUUCUUCUUGCCAUCUUAUGGUGACUGCAGGAGGUGAGAAAUUGAAGAAUAUUUGAUGGCAAAGUAUUCUCAAUUAAGUAAUUAAGAAGAGCUUAUAUUUGAUUGUGGAA
This is a messenger RNA of Magnolia sinica, 924 nucleotides long. RefSeq names its product peptidyl-prolyl cis-trans isomerase FKBP17-1, chloroplastic-like. Gene Ontology annotation, molecular function: peptidyl-prolyl cis-trans isomerase activity. NCBI's taxonomy places the organism in Eukaryota, Viridiplantae, Streptophyta, Magnoliopsida, Magnoliales, Magnoliaceae. The annotation marks the transcript as partial. The transcript has 4 exons. The record is from RefSeq and is a predicted model, not a curated record.